Caenorhabditis briggsae is the source of this 279-nucleotide messenger RNA. The transcript has 3 exons. NCBI's taxonomy places the organism in Eukaryota, Metazoa, Nematoda, Chromadorea, Rhabditida, Rhabditidae. The coding region runs from base 1 to 279 and encodes 92 amino acids. The record is from RefSeq and is a predicted model, not a curated record.
AUGGAUCUCUCAUUGAUUCGUGAAGAGAACACUUUGCUCGUUGAAGACUCUCAAAUUCAAUCAACAUCCGCAGCUGCACCUACAACUCAACUCCCCAAUACGCUUCAAGCCGAGGAACAACAGCCGUGGUACGAGAAGAUAUUCGGUGGCAAAAUGACGCGAAUCGAAGAGGAGUCGAUGAGCGAGGACGAUAUUGCUGCUACCAUUCUCCCUAACAUUGUUCCUACAUCUCUCAUAUUGCUCUCAAACCUUCCAUAUAACAGUGAUGUAGAAGUCUAA